UGUGUGUGUGUGUGUAUGAAGCGUCAGCUGUCAAGUUAUAAACCAACACUACAGAGCGCACCAGGCAGCAAGAACACACCAGAGGCUCAGUCCGGUCUCCAGUUAUGCACAGCUAGAUUAAAGCCAAGCGAGACACUAUCCGCGUCAAAAUGGACUGGUUUACGGGCGAACUAACGUGAAAAUAUCCUUAAAUUGUUUUAGCUGAGCGGGUGUAACGUUACUUGAACCUUAUAGGGUACCGCGUGCACGGGAUGGUCUGAAGUGUUUACUCUCGAAGCUUUUGCAUUGAAGCGCAAUGUACACUUUUGACAGCCGAGCGUAACAUUUCGUCCGCUCUGACUAUGACAGAGGACAUAAUGACGGCUGUGCGCGGAAAUCUUCCUCAAACAGCAGACGCCCCGGGACAGAAGGAUAGCGGACAAACUGAACCGACAAGCGGGGCGAUCCCUUCCUCCUCACCCGCGGAGCUCAGCCGGGACUCCGCGUCCUGCACCGGCGAGCUGACGCGCACGUGGCUGCAGUUCGCCAAGACCUUCGUCAUUAUCUUCCCCAUAUAUGUCUUGGGAUAUUUUGAGUUCAGUUUUAGUUGGCUCUUAAUCGCACUCACGAUAUUUUUCUUCUGGAAGAGAAACACGAGGUGUAAGAACACUAGGUUGAACAGAGCACUUUCUAUUUUUGAGCAAGAGGACACGGUUAAACAGGAGCUGGAGGCAACUGAGUUACCAUCAUGGGUUCAUUAUCCAGAUGUGGAAAGAGUUGAGUGGCUAAAUAAGACAGUGAAACAGAUGUGGCCUUACGUGUGUCAGUUUGUGGAGAAGCUGUUUAAAGAAACAAUCGAGCCAGCAAUCAAAGAAGCCAAUGCCCACCUUAGUACGUUCAGCUUCACUAAGAUUGAUCUUGGAGAUCAGCCUCUCAGAAUCAAUGGGGUUAAAGUUUACUCUGAGAACGUGGAUAGACGGCAGAUCAUCAUGGACCUUCAGAUCAGCUAUGUUGGAAAUACUGAAAUCGAUGUGGAUGUCAAAAGGUACUACUGUAGAGCAGGGAUCAAAAGUAUACAGCUACAUGGAGUUCUGCGGGUGAUUCUUGAGCCACUUUUGGGGAAUAUGCCGCUGGUUGGUGCUCUUUCCCUCUUCUUCCUAAAGAAACCACUUUUGGACAUAAACUGGACAGGCCUCACAAAUAUAUUGGACAUUCCAGGGCUUAAUGGCUUUUCAGACCACAUGAUCCAGGAUAUUAUCAGCACUUACAUGGUGUUGCCUAACAGGAUCACUGUACCACUAAUAGGUGAGGUUGAACUGGCACAGCUCCGUUUCCCCAUGCCAAAGGGAGUUCUAAGGAUUCAUUUUCUUGAAGCUCAGAAUCUGGAAAUUAAGGACACAUAUCUGGGCGGGCUGAUCAAAGGCAAGUCUGACCCCUAUGGCAUGCUGCUGGUCUGCAACCAGCUCUUUAGAAGCAAGACCAUCAAAGAAUGUCUGCACCCCAAAUGGAAUGAGGUGUAUGAGGCACUAAUAUAUGAACAUUCCGGACAACAUCUGGAAAUUGAGCUCUUUGAUGAAGACCCAGAUAAAGAUGACUUCUUGGGCAGUCUAAUGAUUGACUUGACUGAGCUGCAUAAAGAACAGAAAGUUGAUGAGUGGUUUGACUUGGAAGAAGUUACUACAGGCAAACUUCAUCUCAGAUUAGAGUGGCUGUCAUUGUACCCGAGUGCUGAGAAACUAAAUCAAGUACUAUGGAGCAUAAGGGCCAAUGACAAUCUUUCCUCAACUCUGCUAGUUGUUUACCUGGACUCUGCCAGUAAUUUGCCGAGUGUCUUUGAGGGCAGCUUUGGCUGUGGAAACCUAAAGGAGAGGAGGGCCUCUGGCCUAGUCUUUUGUGAGAACCCAGACUCUCUCUGUAGAACGUUAUUUCAGUCUGGGAAGAAAGUGAGCAUAGAUCCAAAUCCUUUUGUCAAACUGACUGUAGGACAAAAGAUGUACACCAGCAAGGUAAGAUAUAAAACUAGUGAUCCGCUGUGGGAAGAGGCUUUUCACUUCCUUAUCAAGAACCCGCACACUCAGGAACUGGAAAUUGAGGUGAAGGAUAGUAAGCACAAGUGCUCUUUGGGUUGUAUGCGGGUGGCACUUGGUUCUCUCCUGAAGGAGGCGGACAUGACGCUGAAUCAGCAGUUCCCCCUGCAGAACUCUGGCCCCAACAGCACCCUCAAACUCAAAAUGGCUCUCAGGGUCCUCUGUUUAGAGAAGGAGGUCACAUCCAGCCAGCCGUCAUCUGUCCGAGUCAGACGCACUAGUCAGAAUAACACUUGCAUGUCUCCACAACCUCAAACAGCCACUAGCACCAGCAACUCCACAGUCAUCCAGCCGUCACACAACCCAUCUUGUACCCUUGCACCAGACACCCCUCAAGAGAAAAGAGGACUGGAUGGUUCCCCGGUGCGGAUAGCAGAGGCAGGCCGCAGCGUCUCCAGUCUAGAGAUAAGCAGCUUGCACAAGAAUCAGUUUCACAGAGACUCUAUGCCUAGUCUGGCCUCUGACAUCUCGCUGCCCUCUGCCACACUGGAACUGCAGCAGAGGUUACAGAAGCUACAAAACGGCUCUGGGCUGAGCAAGUAUCCACUCGGUGAAGUCCAGCUCACUAUCCGACACAGCUCACAAAGGAAUAAACUUAUUGUAGUGGUUCAUGCCUGCAGAAACCUCAUAGCACUGACUAAAGAUGGCUUGGACCCAUACAUCCGCCUGUACCUGUUACCAGACAAGAGCCGCAGUGGCCGCAGAAAAACCAGCACACUCAAGAAGACGCUCAAUCCUACAUAUGACCAGUUCUUUGAGUUCAGUGUGUCAAUAGUGGAACUGCACAGGAGGACUUUGGAUGUCGCUGUCAAGAAUGGAGGAAGACUUUUGUCCAAACACAAAGUACUACUGGGCAAGGCGGUUGUGGACUUGGCAAUUGAAGACAUUUCUAAAGGAUGGACUCGAUGGUAUCAUCUGACUGAGGAUGGAUCGAAGAAGAUAAUUCAGACGUAGUGGUUCAUGCUAGAAAGCAGAAAUGAAUGGAACAGCAGAUAACUGGGACAUGUCACGGCACGCACGGGAUAGAAGCUUUAGUAGCAGAAGAGCAGCGCUGGACUAACUAAACCAGGCUACUUCUACUGGGAUUUACACUGGCCUAUAAAGUGUCUCUCUCAUUCUCACCAAAGCUAAAAUUGCCACCUUAAGCAUCAAUGGCCCACUUACUCUCUCUUUCUCAAAGGAUUCAAUCUGAUUGUCUUUUUUGUUUUAUCUGCUUGUUUUUGUUUUAUUCAUCUUAUUGGUAUUUGGACAAAUAAUUUCACUUUUUUACCCAAAUAGUUACCUAUGGAGUUAAGAAACAAUGAUAAAAAAAAAGAUUAUUUAGAUCAUUAGAUUUAUUAAUAUUUAUGUUGCUGGAAAGUCAGAUAUAAUUGUAGCAUUGUUGUUUGUUUGAGGCAGUAUAUUACACAAAACACAUGGCCAAGGGCAAAGGACACACGCAUACGUUUUUAUGUAUAUAUGUAUGUAUGAACAUUUCUUUUUUUCUUAGAUUUUAUGCUUUUUCUAUCUCAUACAGCUAUGGGAAUUCUAAGUUAUGUUCAGAUCUUCAUAGAUGAUCCACUGAUAAUUUAUUUUAAAAGUAUUUUAUUGUAUCCUGUUGCAGAACAUAAAAUGAAAAGAUUGUACAGAAAUGUUUGAUACCCAUUUUGUCUGCAACAGUUUUAAGAGGAAAAGCAAAAUGUGUAUUUUUGUAUGUGACAUUUGUAAGAUGACAAUAGCUUGGUUACAGAGUGUUUUGCUUACGGAUUGGUUAAAGACUGUGAAAUGGCUGUUGAUAUUAUUUCCAGCCUUAUUCUUCUCUAUGCAUAAUGCAUGAUAUCAUUAAAAUAUGAAAUUCAACUUGAA
This is a messenger RNA of Cyprinus carpio (common carp), 3911 nucleotides long. Its product is annotated as extended synaptotagmin-2-like. The record is from RefSeq and is a predicted model, not a curated record. Gene Ontology annotation, biological process: lipid transport. Gene Ontology annotation, molecular function: lipid binding. NCBI's taxonomy places the organism in Eukaryota, Metazoa, Chordata, Actinopteri, Cypriniformes, Cyprinidae.